UUGCCAGAAUCGUAAUGGGGUAUGUGACCAUGUGAUAUGGCUAAUUAUUAACAGGUAUAAUAUCUCGAUUUUUUUUCUUCUUCUUUUUUUUUAAAUCCUUUCAAAGAAAUUUUUAUAUUAUAUAUAUUCAUAUAUAUAUAUGCUUAUAAAUUCCUAACUUUAACUGUAUAGACUCUUUAUGUCUAUAUAUGUAUAUACAAAAUCGUUCCGAUAAGAUUCUUCUCCAAAACUGACUUGAGAUUCACUUUUCAUUGAAUUUCAAACAAAUCGAAAUAUUCCUUCAAAUAUUUCUUCGACAAGAAGAAAAUGUCGAUGGCGAUCGUCUUCGUGUACGGUUACGUAUGUACACGUUGUACACGUAUUUUUCGGUACAAUGGUAUAACUAUAAUAUAAAGGGACCAUUCGUGACAAUAGUAGAAUCGGACAAAAGAAGAUUCCAUGAAACUUCCUGUUCUCGAAGCAUUGCAAUAUCAAAAUUCGCUGUACAUAAAAUGUAAGACGUCGAAAAUAAUUCUUAAUUUUUUUUCUUAACUUUUUUCUUAACUUUUUUUUUCAAGCAAAUUUUACAAAGCGAUAAUCGUUUUAUCAUUCUUGAUUCUGUCCGUAAAUUAGAAUUAUCUUCUAAGACGACGCGAGUCUUAACUCGUGUGACAUUGCGAAAGAGUCGUGCAUUCCAACGAAAAAAAAAAGGAGAAAAAGAUUAUUUUCAACAAAGAAAGAACGAAGCUUUAAAGAACGAAGACCAAAUUCGCGUUGCUGAAUGCACAAUUCCACGAGCAAAACUGGUUUCUGGCAGACAAUUAAUUCAAUCGGGACAAGUCGUCUUUCCUUGCGAUGAUCCGAUUUAUGACUUAUUAAAUGCUAUUUAUUAAAACCUCUUAACGAUCAGUAUCCUUGAAAUAUUUCUUACACCUCGUAAUUAGCCGAACUUUAAGUUAAUUACGCUAUUUAACGUCCUUACGCUAUUACCAUUUACGAAUGAAUUAUGAAUAAAAUGAUAAAAAAUUUAUAUUAAUUUCAAUUUUAAUUAUUACAUUCUGAAUCAAUGAUAGAUAAUGAUUAACCAUUAAAAUAUUCAAAAACAAAUAAAUAUUAUCUAUAAUUAUUAAAGAUUGCAUUUAUAAGUAAUAACAAUCUUAAAUAGAGCUUCAAAGUAACAUUAAAUAUUCGAAAACAAAUAAAUAUUAUAUAUAAUAAUUAAAGAUCACGUUCGUAAUUAACAACGAUGUGAAAUAAAAUUUCAGAUUAAUAUAAAUUAAAUAAAUAUCUUAUUAUCGAUAUUUAUGUAUAUCGAUCGUGUAGCAAGUGUAUUCGUAGAAGAAUAAGGAUCGUUAAGUCCUCCUACAUAAAGUAUAAUGUUUCCAUGUCAGUUACAGGAAGUAACGCGAUACAGUUGGCUUCCGAACACGUGCGAACGCUUAAGCAUAAUAACACUUUUAAAACGGUUACUGACCGGACGAAGAUAACGCGAUUAAACGUUACAAAUAUCGAUAUGUAAAUGAAAAAAGAAAAAAAAAGAAACGUUUAGCAAAACAAUUAUAAGAAGAUUGAAAGAUCGACGUUUCAUCGUACUUCAUAUUCAUCAAAUACAUUUAAAUUAAACAAAAAUAUAUAUAUAUUAAUAAAAUAAUUUAAUAAUUGUUAAAUAUAUAUAUAUAUAUAUAUAUAUAUAUAUAUAUAUAUAUAUAUAUAUAGUAAAUACAUUUCGUAGCUGCCGUUUUUUGAUAUCACAAUACCGAAUGAGAAUCACUGAUGAACAGAAGGGCGCGUGCCAAGGGCUCGCAUCUGCCGCAUUUGGUUUUGCAGCCCCUCAGUUCUUACUAGAACAGUACUACCUAUCAAUGUGUGAGUCUCCGGUUACAAAAAAGAAACGCUUCCGCAGGAAGCGAUGCCAGAAUCUUUAUAACGCAUUUCCUUUUUUCAUUCUAAAGGAUUCUUCCUCUUUGCCGUUAAGGUAAAAGAUAUCUUUUGGAAAAGUGAAACUUGAAGAUCUCGAUGAAAACACUUGCUAGAUCAUCUGUUUACUCUAUUUUCACUUUUACAUGUAUUUCGCAAUAGGAUCAUUCGUAAAUGUAUUCCAAAAAUUGUUUUUUUAAUUAUUUUAAACGUUUAUACGAACAAUCUUUGUAAUAAUUUUUUUUUUUAUACAAAUAUCUGACGAUAUGUUAUAUAUUUAAUUUAUUUUACGCAAAGCUUUUAAAUAAAUUCAUAAAUAUAUUAAUAUUUAUUCGUACGCAUUCAUGCGUAUGCCUGUGUGUAACUUAAUUAAAAAACGUAAAUUAUAAUCGAAAAAAUAACGUUAAGUAUUGAAAAACGAUUAAAUAUUGUACAAAAUAUUGUAAAAGAAGAAUUAAUAAACCUAAUUAAAAGCAUACGUUUAAUUUAGAACGAAACGGUAAAUUUAGUACACGCGAUUUCGAGAGAGAUUAUAAGAGGGGUUGCGUUCGUGGGCACUCCAAAGGUAAAAUACGUUCCUGAAACAGGGCCCAAAGAAGGGGACGAAAGGCAGGUAAGCAGCUGCGAGCAUCUGCAGGGAGAGCGGCAGCCGUGGGCAGCCUCAUGUUUGAAUUAGUCCCGACACAACUGUCGUUCGUGCAACAUGUAUCGAAGAACGUUACUAAAAUUUCGAAGAAAUAAUCAGUUAUACUAAUUUCAAAUACGAAUGAUAUCAAUUUUUGUUAAAAUUUGUGCUUGUAAAAUGUACAAAGAUAGGUAUUUUUGGCGAUAACUGUUAGGGAAAGAAAAGGUUCAUCUUAUUCGCGAUGUUAUUCUAGUUUAAUCUUUAUUUUAAAAUGACACUAACAGACUGACAUAUUGAAAGAAUAUCUCGUUGUUAAUAUAAAAGACAAAAUAAGAAUAGUAUCUAUAUAAGAUAAUUUUUAAAAAAUCGUAAGGGGUGAAACGAGUGGAAACAGAAACCGAUCAAAUGACUGUAUAAAGUAUAUAAAAUUUAGAAGAAGAAGAAGAAGAAGAAAAGGAGAAAAUGGAGAAAAUGUUGAUACUCCGAUUAAUCGUGAUAUUUGGUGUAUGCUCGUCGAUUCAGUGCGAUUUGUUGGAUUUGUACGUCCAACACAUGGACGAGACAAUGAGGACGAUGGCGUAUAGGAAGGCUCAUCAUUCUAAGAAUCUUUCGAGCAGGUUAAAACGUAGUCUACAGGACGAGCCACUGUUAAGAGUUCAGAGUAUGUUCAAAAAACAACGUCUGGAUGUCGAUGAGGAAUAUUGGAAGCAAAGAAACAAGGAACUUGUACCGUACGGAGAAGACGGGCUAGAUUUUCCAAACGAUAGAGAAGAAAAUAUGGAUCCCAGUCAGUACGAGUUAAUGAGAAACUCAACGGAUAGUAAUAUUUCUUUGAACUCCGAAGAAACAACAACGGAUACGACGAUGGCCGACGAAAAUAAUGACGCUUCUGUAGAAAUAGAAUCCAUGAUGAAUGAAUCGCGAACUGAUGGUAACGGCACUGAAGAAAAUAUUGAGUUGGACGAGUCGAACGAUAGUCUGGAAGAAUUGCAACCAGAUUUAGAUGAGUUAAAAGGAAACGUCGAAAUUAUCGAGGAUUGGAAAUUUUUAGAAAAGAAAAUAGAAAACGACGAGAAACCUGAUCAUAUCGAAAUCGUUAAUGAAGAAGAACUGGAAGAACAAGAAGAACGAGAAGAACAAAUAGAACGAGAAGAAGAAGAACGAGAAGAAGAAGAAAUUGAAAAAGUUUUGUCGGCUUCUACGGUUUUCAGUGAGACCACCUACAAGAAAGCUCCGAAGCCAUGGAGUCGCGUGCCAAAGAAAUAUUUUCCGGGCUUCGACAAGGUCCCAAAGGAAUCACACGUCGGCAAGGGUUAUUACACGCCGUCCAACGAAGAUGCCGACGUGAUCAGAUCAAAGAGAAGCACAAAGGAGAGAAAAUUUCCGAGGUACGAGAGACUCGACGAGGAUGGUAACGUCAUCCUCGAAUGGGAUCCUACCGACGAAGAGACGAUCACGUUCAGGAUAACGGCGAGAACCCUGGGCUACGUUGGAAUUGGAUUCAACGAGAAGAGUCACAUGAAGGGAGCGGACAUUCUUCUCGCUUGGGUAGACGAUCACACUAGGGCUGUCAAUCUUCUGGAUUCGCACGGUAUCGAAGAGUCGAACGCAGCACCGGUUACAGACACUUCUCAAGAUGUUCAUGUUCUCGAGGGUUUUCAAAAUGAGACUCACACGAGCAUAACUUUCAUCAGAAAUUGGCAGACUUGCGACCCGCAGGAUCAUCGACUUACGGGCGAUACCGUAAGAGUCUUAUGGGCUUUGCAUCAAAGCGAUCCCGAAUUAAAUACAGCGAUUUGGCAUGGUGACAAACGUGGUGGAAGAGCGUUACGACUCAGAACACCAUCGCCUCAUGCUCCACCUCAGGAAAUGCAGGAUAUAAGACAUUGGGACGUGAAAUUGAAUCAGUUUACGGUAUCUGAUACGAUGGAUACCGUUUAUUGGUGCAAAAUCUUUAAGGCACCAUCUUUAACUAAGAAGCAUCAUAUGAUCGGAUAUACGCCUCUGGUGGAGAAAGCAAACGAGGACUUGGUACAUCAUGUGAUAGUAUAUGAGUGUGCUUCAACUUCACCGAUUCUCGGUCAGCAUGCUAGAAUCGCUGGUGCACCUUGUUAUAGUCCCACGAUGCCACGUGAAUGGGAAUCCUGUUUGCAGCCUGUCUUGGCCUGGGCCCGUGGUAGCAGAGGAGAAUGGCUUCCAGAUCAUGUGGGAAUUCCUAUAGCCGAGCACCAAGAAGGUUCUUAUUAUAUGUUGGAAGUACAUUAUAAUAAUCCUGGGUUAAAAAAAGUAAUAGAUAGCAGCGGAGUUAGAAUUCAUUUAACUCCAAAACUUCGCGCUCAAGAGGCAGGAAUUCUUGUUGCUGGUGUAGCAGUCAGUCCACUUCAUUUGGUACCUCCGAGACAGAAGGAAUAUGCUACUGCUGGAUAUUGUACGCCACAUUGCACGAAUACCAUGUUUCCCGAAGAUGGUGUAAACGUUGUGUCAGUGGUAUUGCAUUCUCAUCUGGCUGGUCGACGUUUGAGUUUGAAACAUAUUCGUAAAGGAAAAGAACUUCCUCGAAUAGUACAGGACAAUCAUUUUGAUUUCGAUUAUCAACAAUCGCAUACUUUGGAGAAGGAAGUGAAAAUUUUACCAGGUGACGAAUUGGUCGCUGAAUGCGUUUACAGAACGUUGGAUAGAACAAGACCAACGCUAGGAGGAUAUGCAGCGUCGCAAGAAAUGUGUUUAGCGUUCGUUGUACAUUAUCCAAGAACACCAUUGGCAGCUUGCUAUAGUAUGACACCUGUCAAAGAUCUUUUCAAAACUCUUGCCGUAUAUAGCUUCAAAGGUGUCACUAUGGAUCAUUUGGAGAAACUUUUCUUAACUACCGGAGCUGAUCCAGUGAGUCUACCUUCUACGGCCAGACAACAACUUCCUGUUUAUCCUGCGACGAGACCUAGCGAACAAAUCGACGAGGAUAUUAUCAGAGAAGCAGAGUCCGCAUUGAAAGCAAUGAGAGAUUAUUCGGAGGAACGUGAAAAUGAUAAUGUCUUUGCCCGACUUAUCAUCGAAGAACCUGAAGAAUUUCGAGGUCGAACUUUAGCAGAACAUAUACUUGCUUUACCCUGGACCGAAGAACUUCUUGCUAGAUCGAUCGAAAAAAGUCUUUAUCAUGGUAGACACAUGACAUUUUGUAGGAAAAGAGACGACAAAUUGGCACUGCCUGCAAAUAUUCAAACGUUCCCGAAUUUCACGGCAUUACCGGAACAAAACGAAACUGUCUGCAGCGAGCUCAGAAUUUCUUCAUCCGAUUCAUCCAAUAUCAGUUUGAAUUUCUUCAUCACGCUAAUUACGGUUAUAAGUAUUAGAACAUUCGUUUUCUAAGGACAUUGAAAAAAAUUUAUUAUCGUACGAAUUUGUAUAUCGGCGAAGAUUUAUUAUUUAUUGAACGAAUCUACGUGAUAACCGAUCUCUCGUUAUUCUCGACUGUUCGAAACAGAUCGAAAAUUUUCGGAUAUUACGCUGGUUACGAUUACGAAUCUCUUCUCGUUCACCUCGUCCUCCUUCGAGAGAGAGAGAGAGAGAGAAAGAGAGAGAAAUAGAAAUAGAAAUAGAAAGAGAGAGAGACAGAAAUAGAAAUAGAAAUAGAAAUAGAGAGAAAGAGAGAAAUAGAAAUAAAGAGAGAGAGAGAGAAAUAGAGAGUUAGAUAGAUAGAUAGAUAGAGAGAGAGAGAGAGAGAGAAAUAGAAAUAAAAGAGAAAAAUGACAAAAUUUUAUAAAAAUUUUUAGUCGUCCAGCGUGCAAGUAUGUAUGGAAAUAUAAGAUAUAAUAUAAUAUAAAACAAUGUAAAUACACGAUUUAAUGUAUUUAUGAUAAUUCGUACGCAGUACACUCCUAUUUUAUAUUUUAAUGCGUGUUUUGUAUAAAAAGAUAAUAAAUACGAAUAAA
Vespula vulgaris is the source of this 6447-nucleotide messenger RNA. Its product is annotated as MOXD1 homolog 1. Gene Ontology annotation, molecular function: dopamine beta-monooxygenase activity; copper ion binding. Gene Ontology annotation, biological process: octopamine biosynthetic process; dopamine catabolic process; norepinephrine biosynthetic process. The record is from RefSeq and is a predicted model, not a curated record. Gene Ontology annotation, cellular component: secretory granule membrane. The coding region runs from base 2984 to 5884 and encodes 966 amino acids. The transcript is spliced from 10 exons. NCBI's taxonomy places the organism in Eukaryota, Metazoa, Arthropoda, Insecta, Hymenoptera, Vespidae.